Messenger RNA from Mobula hypostoma (lesser devil ray), 4629 nucleotides. RefSeq names its product stanniocalcin-1-like. Bases 39 to 911 code for a protein of 290 amino acids. Gene Ontology annotation, biological process: intracellular calcium ion homeostasis. Gene Ontology annotation, molecular function: hormone activity. The transcript has 4 exons. Gene Ontology annotation, cellular component: extracellular region. The record is from RefSeq and is a predicted model, not a curated record. NCBI's taxonomy places the organism in Eukaryota, Metazoa, Chordata, Chondrichthyes, Myliobatiformes, Myliobatidae.
AUGUGACCGUGCAGCCCCAGAGAGUGACACACUCACACAUGCACGCUCACUCGCUCGCGAAUGCACGUCUGAGCCGCCGCAAGAAAGUCACAGACGGCGAAAGGAAGCCUCCCCGGAGUCACCGAGUCGGCGCAGCGAUGUUGCACAGAUCAGUUGUAUUCGCCUUCCUCGUGUUCGUCCAGCUCGGAAGCUGGUCGGCUGCGGAUGAAAUAGCUCCACAAGUUGAGGACCAGAGCGAUUCAAUUGCAUCUCGAAGGACCAGGCUGUCGGCGCAGAACUCAGCUGAGAUCAUCAGGUGCCUGAACAAUGCUCUCCACGUGGGCUGCGGAGCGUUUGUGUGCCUGGAGAAUUCUACCUGUGACACUGACGGCAUGUAUGAUAUAUGCAGGUCCUUUCUGUACAGUGCUGCUAAAUUUGAUACUCAGGGAAAAGCCUUCGUCAAGGACAGCUUAAAGUGCAUUGUCAACGGGAUCACAUCCAAGGUCUUCUUCACCAUUCGCCGAUGCUCCGCCUUUCAAAAAAUGAUUGCUGACAUUCAGGAGGACUGCUACAGGAAGCUGGACAUCUGCACAAUGGCAAAACGUAACACCGUGGCAAUAGCAGAAGUCAUUCAGCUCCCCGCACACUUGAAGAACAGGUAUUAUAACAAGCUACUGAAGAGCCUUCUGGAGUGUGACGAGGAAACAGUGAACAGCAUAAGGGAGAAUAUGAUGGCUGGGCUGGGUUCCCACCUCUCAGGCUUCAUCCAUCUGCUGCAGAGUGACCGCUGUCUGCCGUUACCCCACCGGGGCAGCUUCAACAGCCGCUCUUCCACCAAGCACCAAAAGCUCCGUGUCUUCCUGAGGAAUCUCGGCAGUAACGAGGCUCCCCCUCAACUGGUCGGGAAGCCAGCCUCUGGCGAGAGCGAGUGACAGCCAGAGGUGAGGGGGAAUGGAACAGGAGGCCUGUACCUGUCUGCAGAACCCAGGUGUCCCCAGUGUAACUCUCGAAACCUGUAGUGAUCAUAUCGUGGCAGCUGACAGGAAACACGCACCUGGUUUUAGCACAGAGCUAACUGGCAAACAGUGAGCACCUUGCGUCCAGUCUCGGUCAAACUUUCCUGGCAAUAGCAGCCCUCUACUUGAGCUGCUAAACUCCUUCAGCCUAGUAGAACCAAGGAUCACUUGAGUUUUAUGAAUUAAUGACCAUUCUUGACACAAACCAAGCUAUCUGUUGCAAGUAAUCACAAGAUAUACCCCAGUCUGGUACUGUGACAUGGUUGUUUUCAGAUUUUUUCUAAUAAGUUAUUACCUCAGACAGAAGAAUGUCACAUUAAGCAAUAGCAACAGCAAUUCAUUUUGGGCUCAAGUAUAGGCUACAAGGCUUCCCCAAGGUGACAGAACAUAGCAAUGUGACAUUAAGAUCCUGUUCAGGGAGAAUCUCCCUGAAGGCUUAUCUCAUCAAGCGGACAAUUGGUUUAUUUCUCUGCUAGAGAUGGAUGUUAUCAUACACGUAUCAUCAUUAAGUUUGUUAGUUUUCCAAAUAUAGCAAAAUCUGAUUAAAAACCAUGCCAUUAUCAGAGACCAGGCAACACAAACUAUUUUCAAGCCACUUCACAUUAAAAGUUAAGGCAUUCUCUUCUCCACAGACUGCAAGGUUAUAGUCGUUACCACUGAGACCAAGUGGUGGGAGCUGGCAACAUUACAGUGAGCAUCACAGUUAAGGCAUAUUGCAAACUUAGGGUUACAGUAGCUGUCACCAAGUUUUAGACCCAAUAAAGUUCCACAGUUUGUUGCCUGAUGAAGGCAAGGACCAGGCAGCACCUAUGGGGAGGAAUAGACAGUCGCCAUUUCCCUUCAUGUGGACUGUAUCUCCAGAACUAAUGGUUUUGAUCAUGAAUACAUUGUUUUUUACAAAUGUACUUCACUGUGGCUGUGUGUUUGGAGUACGCAUCCCGUCACCAGCUGCACUAUCUUACAAAGCUCACUCAGAUUAAUUUAUUUAUCACACGUCCGUUGAAACAUACCCUGAAACGUGUCCUUUGUGUUAACAACCAACAGAAUCCAAGGCUGUGCUGGGGGCAGUGCACAAGUGUUGCCGCACUUUGCAAGGCCAACAUAGCAUACCCACAAUGCCCGGCAGAGCAACACAGUUCAAUUGUCCUUCUAAAACAAACUGAAAUAUUUUUGUGUGUCACGCCUACUUUCUGUCCAUUAGAAGAGUGGGGUUGAUCUAAUUGAACUGUCCAGGAUGUUAAAGUGAUUUCAGUAAGAGAGAGGUGGAGGGUGAGACAGAGAGAGAGAGAUACUGUAUGCUCUGAUAAAUGGAGUUCAGAAUAGAGGGUCUUAAUUUUGAUAUUAAUAUAGACUGUCUCAUAUUUUAACAGAGGCAUCGCACAACAGUAUUGAUAGUAGCACUAACUGGGGAAAAGAGGAAUGUUUCACCAUGUGAUGACUUCAGACAGAGAGAAUGCAUUUGCAUGGAUUUGGGUGCCAGGAACAUAAUGCAGGAUGGACUUUCAAUUGUGUGGCACUUGGCAUUCAAAUUCCUUCAGAUUUCCCAUACAUUGUAUCCCAAUGCAAGGAGGCAAAAGGUUAUGGAAAUGUUGCUUGCUAUCAGAUUCCAAGGAGCUAGCACUAGAGCCAACCAGAAUACAAUGCCAGGGACUGACAAUAUAGGAUCUUCCUGUAAUAUCUAAACUUAGCCUGAGAACUUGAGUGGAUCUCUAGCAACAGCACAGAAUGGGAGCCCUUGAAAUCUUGGAGCAUCUGGGAGCUCACUUGCUUGAGUGGACACUGGGAGAAUGUUUAUCUUGGCUGAGGAGUCUAGCUCUUGGGGCCACAGACUCAAAAUAAGGAGUUGGUUGUUUAGGACAGAGCUGAGGAGGAAUCUGUUCAUCUGAGCAUAGUGAAUCUUUGGAUUUCUCUGCGGCAGAGGGCAGUGGGGUGGCACUGACUGCAUUAACAACAGUGAUCAGUAGAUUUCUGGACAUUGAAUGGAAUGAUUGGUGAUGGGACAGAAAAAUAGGGUCAAAGUAGAAGCCGUGAUCUUGUUGAAUGGUGGAACUGGUUUGAAUGGCCAGACAUCCUACUCCUGAACCUGUGUUCUUAUACCAGACCUAUAGAUUCCUACAGGACCUCACCACCAGAAGCAAAAAUUGCCCCUUGCCCCAGAAGCAAGAAGGUAGAAUGAAAAAUUAUUUUACAGGAAGGAAAAAUGGUGAAGAAGCAAACUCAGUGAUUGAGCAGUUCAAAGGGAAGCCAUUGUUGAACCAGAAGUUCAACAAACCAUUUUCAUCACUGGCAGAAUUAAGAUAGGCAGCUUGAAUGCAGUUUUGGUCACCCUUGGUAUCGGAGAGAUGUGGUUAAACUAGACUGAGUGCUAAAAAACGGAUUUAUGAGGACUAGAAGGCCUGAGUUAUAGGGAGAGGAUGGCCAAGCUAGGUACUAGUUCCAUGGAAGAUAGGAGAAUGAGGGAAAACCUUACAGAAAUGUUUAGUACAAAGGUAAAGUGGAUGGUCAGUCUUUUUCCCAGGUUAGGGGAAUCCAAAACUAAAGGGCAUGGAUUUAGGGUGAGAGAGGGAAGAUUUAAAAGGGACCUGACAAUUUUUUCAUGCAAAAGGCAGUGCUAUAUGGAAUGAGCUGCCAGACGAAGUGGUUGAUGCAGAUCCAGUAUUAUCAUUUAUAAAGCAGUUGGAUGUGUACAUGGAGGGGCAGGACUUGGAGGGAUGUGGGCUGAAUGCAGAAAAUUGAGACUAGCAGGGUGGGCGCAGGGCCCAUGGAAUGGAUUGGUUGGGCUAAAGAGCCUUUAUCUGUGCUGUUUUGAUCUAUGAAUCUAUCUGAAGAUGAUCACCAAUGUUUCCAAUUUCCCAAAGCCGAAAUGAAAAUAAUUGCUUGUAGUCGCAUUUCUAUGGGCGAAAGAAGCCUUCUUGGUAUGAAAUCCAGACUGGGGUAAUAUCCUCUACAGAAUGAGAACUGUUAUUUCAAGUUUCUUCCUGUCAGCUGACCAACAGAAUGACAACUUCCAGGGAGCAGUGAGGAACCAUCCAUAAAUAUCUUGCAGUUUUAUUAGCAGUUGGAAACACGCUGGUAAUGUGGAAUUCCACCAAUCGUGGCCAUGCAUUUGAGGGGGAUGUUAGCCCCAGAAAAGUCCCGUCCCAUGGUCCUUACAGCUCAUUGCUGUUUGCAGGAUCCUGUUGCAUGGAUCAAGGGGUCAGCCAAUGGUAUGUUUAAUUAUUCUUGUUUGAAGAGAUGCAAUCAGGUGCUUGAUAAAUACAAGCAUCUCUUGUGUAUCUAAAAAUAUAUUACACGCUUGUAACAAGGUAAAGCAUUCCAUUUACCUGCCCUCCUCGGUGCCAAUGUGACUAUUAUGGAUGGUCCCUAACUAACUGAGACGCCAACUUGUCAGGUAGAGUCCAAACACAUUUCUAUAAUGAUAUUACAUGUUAUUUAUUUUUAAUUCCAAGCAUUGUAAUAGAUGGUCUUUUCUUUCUUGUGCCUUGUUUCUCGAUGCAGAAGCUGCACAAUUUUAUUUUCCUGUGGGUCAGUGUUUUGCACUCAAGGCUUCCUGAAUGUUGUCCGUUUUGUAACUGUAUGUUUGUAACUUAAAUAUUAAAGUUAUAAUUACAUUCAUUAAUAUAGCAAAUAAAUU